Messenger RNA from Lathyrus sativus (Indian pea), 1242 nucleotides. NCBI's taxonomy places the organism in Eukaryota, Viridiplantae, Streptophyta, Magnoliopsida, Fabales, Fabaceae. The record is from the annotation of a GenBank genome assembly.
AUGUUGGAAGGUGGUGCUAAGUUUCCGAUAGAUCUCAACAAAAAUAAUAACUUUUAUGAUUUUUCCCAAGGCUUUUACCAUAAGCUUGGUGAGGGUACGAAUAUGUCGGUUGACAGUGUUGGGAGUUUGCAGACAAGUAAUGGAGGAGGGUCGGUUGCAAUGUCGGUGGAUAACAGCAGUGUUGGGUCGAAUGAUUCCAAUACCCGCAUGUUGGAUCAUCAAGGGUUGAAGAGGCGUGCCAAUGAUAACUACUCUGUUGCUCACAGUGCGAAUCGUCGGGGAAGAGUCACUCAUGCGUUGAGCGAUGAUGCUUUAGCUCAAGCUCUGAUGGACAAUAGUUCUCCGACUGAGGGGCUUGAGAAUUUCGAAGAAUGGACGAUUGAUUUGAGGAAGCUUAAUAUGGGCGAGGCUUUUGCUCAAGGUGCUUUCGGGAAACUCUACCGAGGUACUUACAUUGGGGAGGAUGUCGCUAUCAAGAUCUUGGAGAGGCCUGAAAAUGAUACGUCGAAGGCUCUGUUGAUGGAGCAACAAUUUCAGCAGGAGGUCAUGAUGCUGGCUACACUGAAGCAUCCCAACAUUGUUCGCUUCAUCGGUGCAUGCCGAAAGCCUAUGGUGUGGUGCAUCGUUACUGAGUAUGCUAAGGGUGGAUCACUACGACAGUUCUUAACAAAGCGCCAAAACCGAUCUGUUCCCCUCAAACUGGCUAUCAAACAAGCUUUGGAUGUUGCAAGAGGCAUGUCGUAUGUUCAUGGUCUGGGAUUGAUCCACAGGGACUUGAAGUCUGACAACCUGUUGAUUUUUGGUGACAAAUCUAUCAAAAUUGCUGACUUUGGAGUCGCACGGAUUGAGGUGCAAACUGAAGGAAUGACUCCCGAGACUGGGACCUAUCGUUGGAUGGCUCCGGAAAUGAUCCAACAUAGGCCAUACACACAGAAGGUGGAUGUAUAUAGCUUCGGGAUUGUCCUGUGGGAGCUCAUCACUGGUAUGCUUCCGUUUCAGAACAUGACAGCAGUACAAGCAGCAUUUGCGGUUGUCAACAGAAAUGUCCGCCCUCUCCUGCCCCAUGACUGUUUGCCGGUUCUCCGGGAGAUCAUGACAAGGUGCUGGGAUCCAAACCCUGACGUCAGGCCACCAUUUCCUGAAAUUGUAGCAAUGCUUGAAAAUGCAGAGAUCGAGGUGAUGACAACCGUUCGGAAGGCGAGGUUCAGGUGUUGCAUAACCCAGCCAAUGACCGCGGAGUGA